CACAUCAACUAAUGCAGCUCCAGCAGCAGGCACCUCCGCCACUGAGGCAGCAGAGACCCAACCCAAACCUGAAGCCCCUAGAGCAGACGCAUCAACUAAUGCAACUGCAGCAGCAGGCACCUCCGCCACAGAGGCAGCAGAGAUCCAACCCGAACGCGAAGCUCGUAGAGCAGACCCUCUCGAGCUGCCGACCAUGUUGGACAUCAAGACCUCGGCUGACUACCUCAGCAGGACGGGGACCUUCACCAAUUUCUCCAUGCUCUUUGCUGACACCUCGUACAAAGGAUCAUGGACAUCCCACUCGGCGAGUCAGUCACAAGUAGAGAAGUUCACAUCUAAAAUAAAAAAUAACCAAAUUAAAAUAAUUAGGUA
Gryllus bimaculatus (two-spotted cricket) is the source of this 372-nucleotide messenger RNA. NCBI's taxonomy places the organism in Eukaryota, Metazoa, Arthropoda, Insecta, Orthoptera, Gryllidae. The record is from the annotation of a GenBank genome assembly.